Molecule: messenger RNA, 1819 nt
Organism: Vollenhovia emeryi
Lineage: Eukaryota; Metazoa; Arthropoda; Insecta; Hymenoptera; Formicidae
Product: pre-mRNA-splicing factor CWC25-like
Exons: 12
Coding region: 447-1592 (381 amino acids)
Source: RefSeq, a predicted model, not a curated record
UUUGAUACUUUGGUACAUUUGAAAAAGAUACGUAAACCUCGAGGUAUACUUUAUAUUACAAGUCGAGUUUGGCCGGUCAAAUUUCGCGCCCUUUUCGAGCCAGCGAAGGGCCGCGGGAUCAGCUGAGCUCGCAGCUGGACGCGGUUAGUCAAAUCACGUGGCGUCGCCGGACUGGAUGUACCCCUCGAUGCCUAUGCACCCCUCCGAUCUUCGCUAACUUCAGUGAUCUUCAAUUUCGUCCACUUCCGGUUGUACUCGGCUAACGGCGUUCGAAAGCGUGGCGUUCCGCCGGGUCCACGUUGCGUCCAGAAGGAAAGGAAGUCCACAGUCACGCGAAAUCGUCCAACUUUGCGCGCGCAACGUGGGGUUAAGUACUCUUGAGCGACGCACGUCGUAGGAGAAGAAAAGGCUGGUCUACAAUACAUGGAGUAAGCUGGACGAUAACGAUGGACCCUCACAAGCGACAACCAACAUCGGAAGAGCAAAAGCAAGAAAGGUUGCGGCAGACGAGAAAGAAGUGGCGGAUCGAACAAGAGUAUGAAAAAGAGCACGAGAAACGGAAGCUAAAAAUGAUCGAAAAGUACGAGAGAAACCGGGCCGAGGCUAUCAAGACAAACAAGAAGCAUUCUCUACACCAAAGACGAAGCAAGAGCAAUAGUCCACAACGAAGAGACGCUAGAUACCCUGAGCAUUCUAAAGAACGGAAUGCGCCAAUAGCUAACGGUCCAGAAGGUAUAAUUGAUAUGAAAGAACUGCAUAAAAUUAAGACAGAUGUUCAUCAAUAUGUUCCACCGGAGGAUCGGGACACGUCGAGCAAGAUAAAACGGGAUAUUCUAAAUCCACAUGAUAUAAUUCUUCCUCGAAGACAAAAUGAAGGUGAACAUCCACUGUUCCGAAAAAGUGAAAUAAAAGAAACCGAAGAGAUAUGGACGGUCUCAUUCUCACGAGAUAAGCAAUUGGAUAAGCAGUCAACAAGUUGGAAGAACGCUCACACAUCUGGAAGACCUGAUGGUGAUUCAACUCUGCGUCACCGAGGGAUAUUCACGAUUUCCGAGAUAGAAGAUUCGAUGAAAAACUUGGAGAUCAGUUCGUACAAGUCAACUGUGCGUCAUGAAGAAAGUGAUGAUGACAAUAAAAAAUAUAAUUACAACAGUUCCAGAAGGCAAAAUAGCUCAAUACGAGAUAGUAAAGAGAAAGACAGAAGAGGAAGCGAAAGAAGUUUAUCACCUAAUAGCAGUGCACUUUACAUCAGGAACCGCUCAAGAACUUGUUAUAGAAGUAGAAGUCAUUCGCCGAUCAGUGAACGAACUAAAGACACGAGAGACAAGAGAAAAUUUUCAUCUGGAACUUAUCCUGAUCAUUUACGCGGGUUAGAUAAUCGCGUGUUUCCAGAAACUUUUGCAAACUACCCUUUCUCUGGUAACUUCUACAACCCCUACGUGAGAUUUUGCGGAAUAAUGCCGAUACCCGAAAUACCGACACCCAGAAUACCCAUGCUUAUGCCACCAUUUCCGGUGGGUGCAUAUCUUAUGAGACCACCUCUUCCCAGGUUCGGCAAUGGCAGAGGAAGCCAAACUAAUCAAACCCGAUAGAACCCAAAAACACAUUUGAUAUUUAAUAAGAUAUAUUUACAGGGUUGGGUAAGAUCUUUCAUUUUAACUAACAAGUAAACGGUUGGAAGUGUCCCUCACUGAUUUCGAUGCGCUUCUUUAACUUUUUAACUUUAUUUAUCUUUUUAACUAUAGACACUACCCAACCCUUGCACAUUUAUAAUAAUUGUACUUCGAAUAAAUUUUAUAGUCUAGACACCUCCAAUCAA